AUGGAAAACAUUCAACCUUCAGGCUCGGUCAAGAUGCGAGGCAUUGGAAACUUUUGUUAUAAAGCUGUAGAAACAAGAGGAACAGAUAUACAGCUGGUAUGUGGAUCUGGUGUAAACACGGUCUUGGCUGUUGCUUAUUGUGCCAGGCAAUUAAAAAUUAAAGCGACAAUAGUUGUACCAAAAGCAACACACUCUUCGAUAUGUGAUUCAGUAAAACUAGAAGGAGCUCAACUGAUAUUGUUUGGAGACAGCUGGUCUGCCGCAGAUUCUCACGCAAGAAGAUUGGUGAAAAGGAAUUGUGUUUAUGUGCCUUCUUCAGAUCAUGAAGAUAUCUGGCAGGGCCAUUCAAGCAUCAUUUAUGAACUAAAAGCUCAACUUCAGGAUAAUAUCCCAGCAGCCAUCAUUUGUCCUGUUGGUGGUGGUGGAUUAUUAAAUGGUGUCAUAACAGGUCUACAAGAAGUCGAUUGGAAAGAGGUCCCUGUGAUUGCAGUCGAGACACAUGGUAGCAACUCUUUUCAAGCAUCUGUCGUGGCGGGAAAGCUGGUCACAUUACCCAAGAUUACAACCAUUGCCUCCAGCCUGGCGUCAGAGACAGUGUGUGCCAAAUCCCUUGAACUCAGCUUAAUACAUCCAGUUGUUCCAUUUGCUGAUUACAAGACCUUGGUGGAACCUGCUUGUGGUGCUGCCCUAUCACUAUGCUAUACAGAAAUUGUUCGAGACAUCCUGCCGUCAUUAGAACCAGGCAGCGAUAUUAUUGUGUUGGUGACAGGUGGAUCUGAUAUUACACUCAAUCAAUUAGACGAAUAUCGAAAGAAAUAUCUAAAACCACCAGUGAUAGUAAAGAGUGGCAGUGAAGUGUUUCUGAAAAUGGAUGAUAAACUAUCUCAUGUGAGUGAUCUCGAUGGAAAUGACCCUAUGGGCAUCUCAAAGAAGGCGACAUCAUCAAAAUAA
Rhizopus microsporus ATCC 52813 is the source of this 951-nucleotide messenger RNA. Its product is annotated as tryptophan synthase beta subunit-like PLP-dependent enzyme. Gene Ontology annotation, molecular function: L-serine ammonia-lyase activity; threonine deaminase activity. Lineage: Eukaryota; Fungi; Mucoromycota; Mucoromycetes; Mucorales; Rhizopodaceae. Bases 1 to 951 code for a protein of 316 amino acids. The record is from RefSeq and is a predicted model, not a curated record. Gene Ontology annotation, biological process: L-serine catabolic process; L-threonine catabolic process. The transcript has 4 exons.